AUGCGUUAUGCUUUAUGUAAAAGCUUGUGCUCUCGGCUAAAAUAGUAUUGUUUGCCGCGGGCUUAAGGUGCCUUUACACUGACAACCAUAGGCAAUCAUGCCGCAUGCGGCGUGCUGCUGGUUUUCAGCAAUGUAGCAGCACAGUCGCAUACGGCUUGCGAAUUCACCCGUCAAUUCAGAUACGUAGUCGCAUGCGGCAUGAUGAAUUGGGAUACAAAUAAAACAAAGUCAUUAAUUGAAGAGUACCGUAAAAGACGUAUUUUGUGGGAUUUGCGUGAUCCGAACUACAAAAACAAUCGGAAGAAGAUCAAGUUAUGGGAAGAACUGGCUUUAAAGUUCGAUUGCUCGAUAAAGGAAAUCAAAAGCAAAGUAAAAAACUUGAGAACGACCUUCCAUAGAUACAGAAAGAGGAGGAUCAGGUCAGAUCAGAGUGAUCAGUGGGUCCACUUCGUUUCACUGCGUUUUCUUCUUAAUGUUAACACACUAAGAAAGGAAAUUUCAAAUUAUAAAGAUAUUAAUUUUGAGAAUGAGGACGACGUGGAGGACCAAGAAGUCAAUGACAGCACAACACAACUGAAGGUUGAGGACGAGGCUCCAUGUUCUACAGAAAUUGAAAUUGAGGAAAAUGUGCUGCAUCGAUCACUGACUCUCGACAAGUCUAGAGUUCAAGAAAGAAAUUCUGCUAACACUUCUUUAAAUCCACAUCUCCGAGCUGCCGGUAGAGAAUUUGUGAAGCUCGCUUCUCAGCUAAGAAAGCAUAGAAAACAAGGGAUUGACAAAGAUGAAGAGGCUAGAAGAGCUGAUAAAGCCUACAAAAUUUUCAAAAACACUUCACAGCGUGACGAAUUCGCUACAUUUGGGGAGCACGUGGCAAAUGAAAUUAGAAAACUAAAUUGGACUGCGCAGACCAUUGUAAAACAUCACAUAAACAACAUUUUGUUUGAUGCGGCAAUGGGAAAAUUUGAUGCGCCGUCAUCCACACACUCGGUUUCUUAGUUUUCUCCCUCGAAUCAAAGUCCUCCUCAACCACUACUCCGCCUAUGUUGCCUUGCAUUCCACCUAUUUCAACUUAUCCAAAACUCCAUGCAGCUCCAUCAAUCAGCUCUUCACUUCCUCCAAGUGAAAUGCCUUCUUCGGAAAUGAUAGAGAAACAACAGAACAGCCUUUAGAAACUAAAUCUUGGUGAUUUCACUUUAGAAUUGAAUAUGUGAAGGAUUUGUAUUUUUUUAAUCCUAAAAAUCUUUGUCCUAAAAAUGGUUUUUUUAGGACUAAGAUAUCUUUAAGAUACGCGUUAUUGGGAUAUGAUAGAAAUGUAAAAAAUUAUAAAUAUUUUAAUUAAAUACGAUUAAAAUAAAAAGUGCUACAAAAAUCAAA
Molecule: messenger RNA, 1374 nt
Organism: Linepithema humile (Argentine ant)
Lineage: Eukaryota; Metazoa; Arthropoda; Insecta; Hymenoptera; Formicidae
Source: RefSeq, a predicted model, not a curated record